UCCAUUUCGCCCUCCAACUUGCCGUGGGGUUCCUUUCGCCUCCUUUCCAUGGAGCUCCCAACGUAGCGUGGGUUAAGGGAGGAACAGGACUGUUUGUUUGCUUUUUUUUUUUUUUGGCAUUUAAAAAAAGAUGGAGACUGCCCACAUACAUUUCAUCUUUUUUUAUCAUUAAAAUAUAGAAUACCCAUCUGAUUUGUUUUGAUUCUUUUUCUGCGCACGUUUCCACUUUUUUCUUUUCUGAUAUUCUUUUGUAAAAUCCUAUGUUGAUUUCCUCUGUUUUCUUUUAAUUUUUGUCAUCGAUGACUUUAUUUUCUUGCAUCUCCUAGUCACCCAGUAGUUCAAAUGCUGCCCUCUUCGUUUCCCUUUUGGUUUACUCACAGAAGUCACCAAAUGAAUCAUCGCAGAUGAAAACGUAGUCAUAUUUUCUGACUCGGAGCUUGCUCUGGGAUUUGAUGGUAUAAUUUCUGACUCAUCUUUUCUCAGUCAUCCUGUUAUCUCAACUAGCCAAGGCUCACAGAUACCCCACCAAUCCGAGUCUUUUGUUUUCCGGGUGUCUAGAAGAAGAAGAAGAAGACGAAGAAUAAUAUUAGCCUUUGUAAUUUAAGCUCCGUAAUUCGAUCUCUGCAAUGGAGUUUGCUUUCCUGCUUAAUCAUAUCAAUGUUCUUCUCCUUCUUGUUAUGCUGUGUGUUCCAUGUGGAUUCAUUCAGUGUCCUACGGAUUUUGGGGUCUCCAACAUCUUGCAAGCAACCCCAAGUGCCUCUGUUGAUUUCGGGAGGAUGUAUUUCAACCUUCCGGCUGCAGUCCUGAGACCAAAAUCCCCCAGAGAAAUAUCCUUCCUAUUGAAAUCUGUUCGUAGCUCAUCGCCCUUCAGCAACAGGGUGACUGUGGCUGCUAGAGGAGCAGGUCACUCCAUUAAUGGGCAGGCUCAGGCCCUCGAUGGCAUUGUCAUUGAGAUGGACUCUUUGCCUGACCAUAUUGAAAUUCAUAGCAACAGUGAAGAGUAUGGAUGUUCUUAUGCAGAUGUUAGUGGUGGUACUCUGUGGAUUGAUCUUUUGAGGGAAUCUCUUAAGGUUGGGCUGGCACCAAGGUCUUGGACAGAUUACCUCUAUCUCACCAUUGGUGGCACUCUCUCUAAUGGCGGCAUCAGUGGUCAGACGUUCAAACAUGGGCCUCAAGUUGCUAAUGUUCUUCAGCUGGAUGUAGUCACAGGCCAAGGAGAGCUCCUGACCUGCUCCAAAGCCCAAAACUCAGAGCUUUUUUAUGCAGUUUUGGGUGGUUUAGGUCAGUUUGGGAUCAUAACAAGAGCUAGAAUAGUGCUUGAAGAAGCUCCCCAUAAGGUGAAAUGGGUGAGAGUAUUUUACGAUGAAUUUGAGAAGUUCACAAGGGACCAGGAGCUGUUGGUGACUGCAAUGGAGGGGAUGGUGGACUACGUGGAAGGAUUAACGUUCUUGAACCAGCAUUCCCUAUUGAGCUCCUUUGCUGCUUUCCCGUCUGACCCUGAUCUGCUUCCUGGCCUUCACGGGGAAAGCAACACGAGCAUCUACUACUGCAUUGAGUUUGCUGUUCACUGCCACCACAAAAAGGCAUCCAAUGUCCAAAAGGCAACAAUGGAGGAAGAGGUGGUGAGGCGACUGAAUCACAUUCGAUCGCUUGUGCAGAGAGCGGAGGUGUCUUACUUCGAUUUCUUGAACAGGGUGGGGAUGGAGGAAGAGAAGCUGAGGAGCAAGGGGGCAUGGGACGUCCCCCACCCUUGGCUCAACCUGUUCGUCCCCUCUUUUUCCAUCACCACCUUCAAAGACCUCCUCCUUCAAAACAUAUCGCCCACCACCUUUGAGGGCCCGCUUCUCAUCUACCCUAUCAGGCCAGACAAGUGGGAUGCGAACAUGUCGGUGGUUCUUCCACGUGCACAUGCAGGGAAAAGAAACGACAGCCUCAUCUACGUUGUCGGGGUCCUCCGAUCCGCGCCGCCGGAGUGCGUGCCGGAGACGCCGUGCCUCAACCGAAUCGAGCAGCAGAACCGAAGGAUAGUUGAGACGGCGACCCGGUGGCUCUCCGCCAAGCAGUACCUGCCAGCGUACAGCCGGCGGCGGCAGUGGGAGGAGCACUUCGGAGAGAGUGGGUGGCUGCGGUUUCAGGCGAGGAAGGCCCAGUUCGAUCCUCUUAACGUUCUGGCUCCCGGCCAGAGGAUCUUCUCCCGGUGGGAAGCCGAUUCGAAGAAGAACAACCGGUAAAUUUGAACUCGGUUUUUCGGGAACGGCGAGCGUAUCGAGAAAUAAUGUGGAUAUCGGGAGCUCAAGAUUUCUUUUUCCUUCUCGAAUUUUAGUUCUGGUUUUUCUUUUCCAUUCUUUCUUUUUGAUCAUCUUCUCAUUUAUUUUUUUUCCUGGAAA
Messenger RNA from Nymphaea colorata (pocket water lily), 2387 nucleotides. Its product is annotated as cytokinin dehydrogenase 3-like. Gene Ontology annotation, molecular function: cytokinin dehydrogenase activity; FAD binding. The coding region runs from base 627 to 2231 and encodes 534 amino acids. Lineage: Eukaryota; Viridiplantae; Streptophyta; Magnoliopsida; Nymphaeales; Nymphaeaceae. The record is from RefSeq and is a predicted model, not a curated record. The transcript has 5 exons. Gene Ontology annotation, biological process: cytokinin metabolic process.